Molecule: messenger RNA, 1462 nt
Organism: Colletotrichum godetiae
Lineage: Eukaryota; Fungi; Ascomycota; Sordariomycetes; Glomerellales; Glomerellaceae
Exons: 4
Coding region: 330-1406 (358 amino acids)
Source: RefSeq, a predicted model, not a curated record
GCCGAGUGGUAACGCAAUAUCUGGGGGGAAUCCGAAAAGCCACCUACCCGGGCGCCACAGAAUUUUGCAGUCUGUCUGAGAUAUGUGGACGAAUUGUCUGAUGGGUUCUGCGGCGGACUUGUUUGAGACACAAUGCUCAAACAGAACAAGGGUAUGGCCCGAUAGAACUAUCUUAUAAUAUCACUGCCAUCUGGCCAUUGCUGAGAUGGAAGCGUCUUCCUCCGUCAUGUGCGUUCUCAGAGACGCCACAGAGGCGUGCCAUUGAUCUCGGAACUGAUCUCGACGACACCACUCCCGCCAACGGACUGCUCCAAAUAGCAGCUACGACGAUGAAUCUACUCCCCCGAGAUGAUUCACCACCGCCGAACGAGGACGCUGGUCCAGUCUCCUUUUCUCUCGCUCUCGUCUUGACAAUCUUCCUUGUCAUCACAACAAGCCUCCGACUAUGGGUGCGAGCAGCGAACCGAAAGCUCGGCUGGGACGAUUUGACCAUCGCUCUUGCAGGAGCAACGGCAAUUAUACGAUUUGCCUUUGUAGUCUUGCAGUGGAAGCACGGAAACGGAAGACACCGAGUCUAUCUCAGCGACCGCGACUACAUGAUGAUCAACAUGUACGGCUGGUGGGGACAGAUGCUGCUCUUCAUAUCCGUGGCGUUUUUGAAGGUCUCAAUCUGCCUCCUGAUCCUUCGCAUCAAAGAUACCAAGAUGCUGAAGAGUCUGCUAUACGCCGUCAUGGCUGGUGUCCUCAUUACGAAUUUCGGGGUCGUGAUCAUCUUGCUAGCCGAGUGUCAGCCCAUUGGCUUCUGGAGAGGCAAGUCAGCCGUGUGCUGGCCAACUCACAUUCGGAUUUACUUCAUCUACGCGACGAUUGCAUACUCGGUCUUGACGGACCUCAUAUGCUCUCUACUUCCCCUUGUGGUAAUUUGGAAUGUCAAGAUCCCUCGGCGGACAAAGAUAUCAGUCUCUUGUUUGAUGGGACUCGGCCUUGCGGCGACCGGGUUCGGCAUUGCUAGGGCGGCGUCACUGGGAAUUUCCACCUCCGACCUGAGCUGGGCAUACUGCAUCGCCGGCAUCUGGUCCAAUCUCGAACUCUUCCUGGGCAUCAUCGCCGCAAACCUCGCCCUCUCAAGGUCCAUCUACGUCCACUUCUUCAGCAACGGCAAAGCGCAACAGACCCUUCCGGGGUCGACGGGAAGAUCCAAUCCCUUGGAAUCGGGAUAUCUCAAUAGUAAGCUCCGAGGGGACCGCUUCGAAGUGCCUUCGACGAUGAUUGGGUCACCUCGUCGGAGAGGUUCGGAGACGAGGAGCUCGGAUAGUGACAUUCCACUUGAGCCAGGUAUUCAGAAGAAGACCGAGUUUUGGUGGACGGAGGAUGAUGAAGGUCAGCCGCGUGGGCGAUCUCCGUGAGUAGAUACUGGUGGGGGUGGUACUGUUGUAGUUAGCAUGUGUGUAUUCAAUUCGGU